This is a messenger RNA of Daphnia pulicaria, 6603 nucleotides long. RefSeq lists its product as uncharacterized. The record is from RefSeq and is a predicted model, not a curated record. The transcript has 3 exons. The coding region runs from base 4123 to 5703 and encodes 526 amino acids. Gene Ontology annotation, cellular component: extracellular region. Lineage: Eukaryota; Metazoa; Arthropoda; Branchiopoda; Diplostraca; Daphniidae. Gene Ontology annotation, biological process: BMP signaling pathway; SMAD protein signal transduction. Gene Ontology annotation, molecular function: cytokine activity; growth factor activity.
UCGGUCCAUAUUCGGUUGGUCAAACAUUUUCCUACGCUCGAGCGAAUCUUGUUUAAGUCGCCCUCCCCCAAACAAAGCCGCCGCCCGAUUAGAAUCCGAAACUGGACGAUUUCCAAGUUCGAAAAAAGAAGGAACAAGAAAAUGCGUCGUCGAAAAAACGUGACGACGACGAGUGGAAUUUUCAAUUCGGCAGUGAAUUCGAGGUUCACCCUGACCCUUGGUACUCGUCUAAUCUUAGCUAGUCUGCUAGUCCGUAACUACGUUAUUGCAAGUCUUUUACGGAAGCUGAUGAAACAAACACUAUAGGCGGAUGCAAUAUAGACUAAAACCGGAUUCAACUCUUGCCCACUCUCUCAGCGUCGUUGUCAUGAAAAUUUACGAUCUAUUGAAGGUUUUUUGUCUUAUCUGCCACACCUCCCAAGGUUGACACUAGCCGGCCCCCAUUCCGGCGACGAUGUGCACAGCCUGUUUUCUUCGUACGUGUACAGCAGAUAAAGACAAUAGAAAAUGACCAAAUAGCGACCGACGUGGCAAUUACAUUUGUACGCAAGUAACAAACAAACUGAUGCCAGCGAGCUGACACGAAGCUAGAAAUAGCUGUUGGGGAAUUCACCUGAGACUACUGACUGCACCAGUGCAGGUAAGAAUCUUUUAUUUGUCUUUUAUCGCUGGAAUGUCGUCGACUGGAGAUGCCCAGUCCUCGUAUUACGUGAGCAAACAAACAAAAUUAGAAAGGAGUUUGAGUUUUUGUCGAGCGUCAACUUCGUGUCGUGACAAUGCGAAACGACAACAAAACGGUUGAAGGAAUUGUUUUAUUGUUGGACAAUCGUCAUGAACGAAAUUGCACCUGUUGAUCCCAUCCAAGAACAUGUUACACAAGUUGCGUUCUAUUUGAUUUGUGCACUUGGGGUCUUGUUGAACUUAUCUGGGUGGACGUGGAUGAAUUCCGCGAAUUCAAAUGUCAUGUUGAUAUUCUUCACACUUGAAAACAUUUUGAGAAAAAGAAUAAGGAAAAUUCCCCUACUCACCGUGUGUUGGUUAAAAUAGCAGUAUAUCACACUGCGCUUUACGGUUAAAAUGACCGGAAGGACUUUUUGACGGAAGGAAAACCCCAUGGUCCCUCCCCGCGGAGUGUGGAGCGGAUCAACGUGUCUCGGAGAUUGUUUAGCGCCAAGGAUUCUUCCUUCUGGUUUUUGGUUGGACUUUCCUUUUUGUCUAUUUUGUUUUUAAGUUUUAUCUUUGCUGUUGCCAUGGUUAUUGGAGCGAUGUAAUCCGCGAUGCUCGUGUGUACCGAUUAUAUGAAGAGAACCAUCGUCUUUUAGUCUAUUCACCACGUGCCGGUAAAUUCCCGAUCUUGUCUCGUUCUAACGGAAUAAGAUUCUUUUUUUCGUCUACUCUUUAUUUGGAAAUAAAAGUUAAAAAGAUUCUAGAAUCUAGAUACUUGUCGUCGCCUUAAUAAUGCAGAAAUGCGAUGGGCAAUGGUGAUAACCAUCAGCAGCCUGUUUGGAUACAUGCAAGCAGUGCGUACUGCGUACGCAAGCGCUCAUCUCUUUAUUUGGCUACGCAAAUUUGACCGGUUUUUUCAAAUAUUUUUGGUUUUCUUGUUGCCUCAGGAGGGAAAAUUGGGUCGGAUGGCCUCGAAUAGAACAAGUUAGAUAGGGUUAUGGAUACUACCAUGACAAAGCCUUUGCGACUUGCUGUUGCGCGUUCCUGUUGGGAGGUCGGGGAUCCGGAAUGGCAUCCCGCAGAAAGAGAGAGAGAAAAAAAAGGAUUCGUUUGUUGAUCGGGUUCUUCUGUUCGGGAAUCUGGAUAGCAGUGAGCCUGCCGCUGUUGUGUUCCGCUUGUUUGCCUUUCUCCGCUCAAUCUGGCACGUAAUAACAAGACAACACGAGACAUUUCCCACCGUGUUGCUGUUGCUGCUGCUGCUGGUGGUGGUACCGCCACGCACGGCCCAACCAUUUAGCGUCUUUUGUUUUGGGCGCCGUGCUUGCAGCUCUUGAUGGCUAAUUACUUUCAAGCCUUGACUGCUCUCUCUCUCUCUCUCUCUCUCUCUCGCUAUUUCUUCCAAGUCGGAAAAAAAAUGUGCUCAUUAAAAGAAAUUUGAACGAGUUCAAACUGAGCGGGGACUUCCCCUUUUCCCCCGCAACGAUAGGCUAUAAUUUCGUUUGCUUCACUCGAGCCCAAAAAACCGAAACGGAAACACACACCAUUUUCACUCACAGUGGGUAAUCCUCGGCUAACUUUGCAGCUCGACGCUUCUUUUUUUUUCCUUUUUGAAUUGCUCGUAAAGUCAAGUGAGAGAAUUAACUGGCGUACAGUAGCAGCUCUUAUGUGUCAAAACAAUUUUUUGAAUGGGCCCAGGUUUUUCUCCUUUUUCACUAGGGGAAUCCUGUGACGUUGGUAGGCGCUAAUUAAAUAGCCAACAGAAUGGGAAAGGAGAAAGAGAAGCAACGAAAGAUGAUUGGGCAAUUUUUCUUGUCGUUUCUUUUUCGGUAGUCUGUUUGGAUAUGUUUUCAUCCGGCUCCUGGAUCUGCCAAACAUGGUGACCAUUCGCCAAAUAAUGAUGGAGAGAUUAAAUAUUUUGUUCGCCGCUCUUUUUCCCCCCUUUUUGUUGUCUUUCCUUUCAACGUCUGUGAUUUAACUGGUUACAUAAUGACUGCCCCCGAGUAACAUCAAUACCGGAUAGAUUUCUUUUACACCAUAGGAAUGUUGUUGUCGUUUAAAAAGUUCUCCAUCUUGCCCGGGUGUCAAUGCAACUCUUUGUUCUCCGUUUCACGGAUGAUUUUCCACGUCGUUCCUACCUACGUACCAACCUACCUACCUACCAGGAAUAACUCGUCUUUAUAAACAAUGCUUUUUCUUUCUUCUUCUUCUCCUGCUUUCCCGAAAUUCUGUCUGGUUCCUUGUUUUCUAUUACGAUUUCGUGGGAAUCGAGGGGGAGAAAACAGAGGGAGAAAAAGUGCCUCAUCUGGUUUGACGUUCAAUCUAGUAGGUUCUAAUACACGUCAAGCCGUGGCUAAUUAUUAUCGCAAAACUAAUGUUACCCCCUCCAUUUCCACGUAUGAUUAAAGUGCCGACUGUAUAUGGUAUGUCGUGAGUUAUUCAAAUGUUUCGGUCCUUCCUAUCAUGAGAACCAUCAUGUUGUCACAUUGUAUCUCGUCGUUUCUUUUCAGACAAAAAAAAUGAGAACUUGUUUUAGCGAUGAUUUUUUCAAUUCAAUUUUGAUUUCGCGGGUCCCUCCAGGCGAAAAAGGACAUUCAAUUUGAUAUCCUUCCGGCUAAACGGAAACUCCCUUAUUUAGAAUUUAAGAAAAAAAAAGCGGAAAAUCAAUGAUGAAUCGAUGAUGGAAUUAUUUAGAUGUGUGAUUCACCUGAAAGAGCUGAGGCAAUUCGUUUCUCAGAUUCCAGCCGUGUCAUUGCCAUGCCAAUGGGCGUCCGUUUGUCAAUGCAACAAAUAACUAAUUACCAUACACGUCUUUCUGCACGGGUUUUAAGUAGACAUAUUUGGACCUUUCCGUGAUUUGUGGAACGUAAUCACGAACUUCAUGCAAACGAGUUGGAUAUGUCCCAUAUAGAGAUGAUUCCAAUAAAAUAAUCUACCUACUACUUUGUUUGUUUGAUUUUCGCUUCCAUUCUUUUUUUUUGUUUUCCUUUUUAUCAACCGGUUUCACGGGAGGAGUUUUAAACUCCUCCCCUCCCCCCACCCUCCUCACCCCACUCUCCUGUUCUACCCGCGACGGUCCAAGGCGAACGACGAGAGAGUGAGAGUAUCCACACACGCACACGGUACAGCAGGGGCAGACCACAUUUUAAAAGGCAAGGUAGCGCUGGUCCCGUCCGCGACUCAGUCGACUCUUAACCGCUCCACCUGUCACACGCCACAAGUUUCUCUCUCUCUCUCUCUCUCUCACGCCAAAGACGCCAAAAGUUUUUUUUUUUCCCGGGACAACCAGUAGUGCACAUUUCACGCUCCCGUUCCAACAUCUUUUUUGAGCAUUUCUGCCGUGUGUCGAUGGAUUUUGAUUGAGAUCGAUCACGACUUUUGAUUGUUUGGUGGCAUUUUUUGUCCGUGAUUUCGUCUACGAGAAUUCACGAGAGUAAGAUUGGCUCGACGGUUAAUGGAAUGGCCAAUCACUGUCACAUGUAUCAACACGGAAAUCAGCAGGGACUCGGAAUGGGUUUCUUGCUCAGUGCUGUCAUCGUCAUCUUUGUGUGGGGUGUCGUUUGUUCCGGCUGCGCCGCUUACACCAUCCGACAUCACAACAGCCGGCCCAGUAAUAAAGGCCAUCAACAACUCACCAGCAACUCGGAUGGACCGGCGGAGGAUGCGGAAGCCACGUCGCCAUCAACCGACGAGCUGGACAUUGAUCGUUUUUACUUCCCCACCGACGAGGGUCUCAGACAGUUCCAGCAAAUUCUCUUACGCGAAUUGGGGCUCACAAAAGUACCCGAUCUCUCCAAGGUGAACAUCACGCGGGACGAGUAUGAUCGACAACGCCACCAGUUGCUGAACUACUUUGAGGAUGAUGAAAUGCAGUUGUCGGCCGAUGAGUACCGCCAAUUCUCCGCCAAUCAGGAAGAAGACGAGCGCCGUGAAACGGUCAUUCUCAAUCAUCGUGACGUUGGAGCCCUGCGCCGUCACGUUGAGUCACGCGGAGUCGCCUGGAAAUUGCGUUUCCGGGCCCCGUACUCGUCCGAUGGGAGCAGCCGAUUGGAGGCCGAAUCUUCGCAUCCGCUGGAAUUGCACUGGUCCUCUGAUCGAUCUGACUCCAACUCUAUUAGGAUGAAGAAUCCGUUCCGUAGUCUCAGGUCGUGGAAUCUGCACGUCCGGAUCGAAUCCCAUCGCCCUAGCGCCAACCGGAACGUUGUAGUGAUCGGCCCGGAUGAUUUGGAAUCAUCUCUGGACGACAGGAGCAGCGCCAGCAACAACAGUAUCAAACCCGAUUUGGGAGCCCGUGGACAAAUGUUGGACGAUUGGUUAAACGAGUUGAACAAUCAAAACAGCAACCAGUUAGACGACGAUCACGUUUUGACCGUGAGCGUUGUCUGCCACGGUCGAGAUUGUCGCUCGCUCAGGCACUGGCGCCUCAGCGCUCAACUCCGCUUGAUGGAAGUCUCAUCCGGCGGCCAGGAAGCUGAUAGCAGCAGCGGCGGCGGCGGCGGCGGCGGUCGAGUCAAACGCCACAUCGGCAAAAAGAAUGCGGUGAAGAGCAACAAGAACAACAACAACAGCAACAACAAUUCGAGCAACAAGAAACGAACGGCUCCUCAACCCAAGGACAUUCUCCUUGGCCAGUACUCGGGGCCAGCCAAGAAGGGCAAAUCCGGCGGAAGUGACUGUUCCAGCAACACCAAAAAGAGUAAGAAAUGUUGCCCGCAUUCGCUCAAGAUCAACUUCCGCCAGCUGCCCGGAUUCGAUUGGAUACUCGAGCCAAGCGAAAUCGACAUCUUCAUGUGCAAAGGCGAUUGCCACUACGCCCAGUUCACCAGUCAGCACCAGCACGCCGUGACUAACCCGGCCAGCAACCACGCCCUGUUCCAGGGCUACUUGCACACCAUCAACAAGCGCCUCGUGCCCAAACUGUGCUGCACGCCGAGCAAAUUGGACAGCGUUCAGGUCGUCCACUACGAUCAGGAAAAUCCGGCCCAGUUGACCACAACCAAAUGGGAAGGAGCCAUCGUCAAGGAAUGCGCCUGUGCUUGAUUAUCUAUUUAUCUGAGCCCUAUACUUGAAUAUUUUUUUUCUUGAAAAAAAAUAUUUAAUCGUAUCAUUUUUUUUUUCACGAAAAAAAUUCCAGAACAAAAAAAGAAAAAAAAAACGAAAAAAAAAAAAAAAAAUUUGUCGCUCGAAUUCCCCAAACAAAAACAAAUUUGCUAUUUAUUUCCGCCAUUCUGUGCUGCCCCCUCCCCCCAUCCAAAAGUCUCUCUCAGGCUAUACAUGAUGCGUCACCAGUGAUGAGCGUGUCGUCCUAUACGGUGUUACGAAUGUUCGUUAUUUGAAGGAAGGAAAGACUAGUCGUUUUUUUUUUUUAAAUUUCCCUUGGUUUUCUGAUGAUGUAAAUGAGCACUAAAUAUUUUUACCUCUUCCAGGCCAAUUGCUAAUUGUCGUGUUAAUGAAAUUCAGUGUCCUAUUUUUUGACGACCUAUUGGGCAAAUUUAAAAAUUUGGAACAAAAAAAGAGGAAAACUGAAAAAAAAGAAGAAAAAAUAUGUCCCCGAUAUGUCAGUUAAAAUAUAUGUAUUCGUGUGUAUAUGAAAGGAGAACAUCAUAUUUUUGUACAGCAAAAACCAACCGAACAAGGUCAACCGUUCUAAUUUAUAAAUUUGUGGCCCGCUCGUCGAUGACGUAUUUUGACAUUUCAUUUAUUUUCCUUUCGAAUCAAUCUAAUAUAUCCCUCUGUGUGUGUCUCAAAACCACCACCACUGUUGGAUACACCGCCAAUUGAUCUGUAUCUGAUUUUGUGAUGCUGAGUGUCCCAUCAUCAACAACUAUCUCUGAACAAACAAAAACCCAAUUUCUCCCGACUACUAUUUUCAUUCUUUUUUCUAUACGACAUUUUUGUAAAAAUUCUCUUUUAAAAAAAACAACUGUUCAUGUAUAUAUC